Molecule: messenger RNA, 2417 nt
Organism: Ilex paraguariensis (yerba mate)
Lineage: Eukaryota; Viridiplantae; Streptophyta; Magnoliopsida; Aquifoliales; Aquifoliaceae
Source: the annotation of a GenBank genome assembly
UUCUUUGCUAUACGGAGUUGGAAGCUAUGUAAAGUCAAGUCUUUCACUUGACCACUAUGAGGUACAUUUUACGUGUGAAAUGUCCAUAAUGAACCCUAAUUACGAAACUUAAUUAUCUUUUUUUCAUUCCCGAUCUUUCUUUACUUCGUUUCCAAGUUUUCUCUCUCUAGAUUGAUUUGUGACGACGAGUUCACCCAUAAAACUUGUUAAUCGUUGCCGCGAAAGCUUAUGAUCGGCAUACUUUGAUGAAGUUUUCAAAUUUGUCUAUAAUGGAGAAUUAUGGGUAUAGUGACGAUGAAUAUAAUGAUAGAGAUUACUAUAAUGAUUAUGGUGAUGGUGACUCUCUCGACGGAUACCAAGAGUCCCCUGAGACUGAGUUUCAAUCGCCCAGCGGCAAAGGCCCUUCUUGUAAGGUAAUUACGAAACAGUCUCUUUUGGCUGCGCAGAGGGAAGAAUUGCAAAGAGCAAUGGACUUGUUAUCUAUGAAGGAACAUCACGCACGCACUUUACUUAUUCAUUAUCGUUGGAAUAUUGACAAGGUCUUUACACUGUUUAUUGACAAGGGAAGAGAUCAUUUGUACAAAGAAGCUGGUGUAACAAUGGGGGAGCAUACUGAUCUUUCCUCGUCUCAGUGGUCCUCAGCAGUCAAAUGUGAUAUCUGCUUUGAGGAAAUCCUUGCCAAUGAUACAACCAUGAUGGACUGCAGCCAUUGCUUUUGCAAUGAUUGUUGGGCAGAAUAUUUUGUUGUGAAGAUAAAUGAGGGCCAGGGUCGUCGCAUUCAAUGCAUGGCCCACAAUUGCAAUGCUAUUUGUGAUGAAGGAAAGAUCAGAGAUCUAGUCAGAGCUAGGGAUCCUGGUCUGAUGGAGAAGUUUGAUCGUUUCCUACUAGAGUCAUACAUUGAGGAUAAUAAUAGGGUAAAAUGGUGUCCUAGUGUCCCCCACUGUGGAAAUGCGAUACGCGUUGAGGAUGAUGAAUAUUGUGAGGUUGAAUGUGCAUGUGGUCUACAAUUUUGUUUUAGGUGCUCUGCUGAACCACACUCACCUUGUUCUUGUCUGAUGUGGGAGUUCUGGACCAAGAAAUGCAAGGAUGAAUUGGUGACAGUUGAUUGGGUUACAGUCCACACAAAGCCCUGUCCAAAAUGUCAAAAACCUGUGGACAAGGAUGGAGGAUGCAACCUCGUUUCCUGUAUCUGUGGACAAGCAUUUUGUUGGCUCUGUGGUGAAGCUACUGGUUUUCGGCACACAUUGGAUAGUAUUGAGGGUCACACUUGUGGGCGAUUCAAAGAAGAAGAUGUGAAAAAAUAUGAGCGUGCAAGAAAGGACCUUGUGCGCUAUGUUCACUAUCAUGAUCGUUACAAAGCUCAUACAGAUUCUUUCAAAGCUGAAGUCAACAUGAAGGAAAAAAUCCGGGCAAAUAUAUCAAACCUGGAAACAAGGGAAUGGAAAUCCAAAGAUUUCAGUUGGGUGACAAAUGGACUCUACAGACUCCUUAGAUCACGGCAGAUUCUCUCGUAUUCCUAUCCAUUUGCAUAUUACAUGUUUGGUGUUGACAUGUUUAUGGAUGAAAUGACAGAGAAGGAAAAGGAAAUAAAACAGAACUUGUUCGAGGACCAGCAGCAGCUGCUUGAGGAAAAUGUCGAGAAACUCUCUAUGCUUUUGCAUGAGCCAUUUGGUGAUUAUUCAGAUGACAAAGUUUUGGAGACAAGAUUGAAGAUAAUUACUCUUUCUACACUCAUAGAUGAUCUCUGUAAAAAAUUGUAUGAACGCAUCGAAGACGAUUUAUUGGGUCCCCUCCAGCAUGCAACGCACAUCAUAGCUCCUUAUACGUCAGAAGGUGUGGAGAAAGCAUCGGAGAUUCCUCAAAAGGAUUCUGCCAUCAAUAGUAUGUAUACUGAGUUUACCCGGAAGGGAGUUUGAAGAUAAAUAAGCCCAACAAGAUCAAUCUACAUCUACCUGCACAUCCAUAUAGAGGAAGAGGAUCAACUGAAACUUGGCAACCUUCUUCUGGCCUCAAGCGUUCGGAUGAGAGUGGAAGCUCUAGUCAGAAACCUGCCAAUUACGAACUGAGAUGUGAUCCAUAAUAGGUUAUUUAUUAGGGUCCUAACCUCAUUUGCACAUAAAAGUCUACAUCAAUAACAUAGGGCGGUCUGUCAUAAUUUUUGCUCAAAUGACUCUUGCCCAUGGAAUCACUAUUUAUAUUACUUUCCUUUACUAUCUAUUAUGUUUUCCAAUUAGUCUUUGGUGUACAUAACCUUCUAUGAAGCCUACAUGCAGGAACUGUACAUACCUUUUAGUCAUGGUUGAGCAGAAUCCUCAUUUUGAAGGAUUUUAACUGUUUAGAUUUUGUGAGGAUUGAGUUUGUGGUUAUUUAGUCAGUGUUAAUGUUCCCUGGUUUGCUGGAAUUUGGAAAGUGAUUCU